AUGUCCUGCGCCCUAGAAUCGCAAUGGACGGCAAUGUUCCGGCGCAAAGACGAGCGCGCCAUCCGUGCCAUCCAGACCGCCCUGCACUGCUGCGGCUUCAACUCGCCGCAUGAUCGCGCGUGGCCGUUUCCGAGCCGUGGCGUCGACGCCCACGCGUGUGAGGUCGCCCUGGGGUAUGAUAGGCGAUGUGUUGAUCCGUGGCGUCGGCACGAGGUCCGCGUGGCCGUUAUGGUAGGCGUGGCAAGUCUGGUGAAUUGGCUCCUGGCGCAUCUCGUCGACAUGGCCUUGCGAGCAGACCGAGAUCCAGACCGGGACCGAGGCCGGCGCGGCACGAGCACUGGGAUCGGCGUCUACAGUCGCCUCCAACAUGCCGGUGUGUCGGAGCCUGCCCAGCCCGGAAACGAUAGAUUGCGGCUGCUGAGGGCAGUAGACGAGGAAGUAGACGGAGAAGCAGGCGAAGACGUAGACAGAUACGGCGACGGCGACCAUGACGAAGAAGGAGGAGAUGGACAGUCAGGCAGAGGCAAGAGUGGACAGGGACGGGCACGCGGACCCCAGUCUUAUUCGGGGACGGAAUGA
Molecule: messenger RNA, 579 nt
Organism: Capronia epimyces CBS 606.96
Lineage: Eukaryota; Fungi; Ascomycota; Eurotiomycetes; Chaetothyriales; Herpotrichiellaceae
Exons: 2
Coding region: 1-579 (192 amino acids)
Cellular component (GO): membrane
Source: RefSeq, a predicted model, not a curated record